CAAGAACAAGAGCAAUGAAAACAACAGUAUUUUAAAAAUCAUUACUUACUUUUGGGGGAAGAUUUGUAAAUUAUUUAAGAAAAUAUGGAUCCAGCACUUUUACGGGAACGGGAACUAUUUAGAAAAAAGGCACUUGCGACACCAACCGUUGAGAAGAAAAAAAGAGAUGAAUCUUCAUUUAAAGAUGAGAGCAAAAAGAAAUCAAAAUCAUCAAGCUCGGCCAGUGCAGCGCCGAAGCUGGAAGGAACUAACUACAAGACGAUGGCAGGCAGCUCCUCCUACAGGUUUGGGGUGCUUGCUCGCAUUGUCAGACACAUGAAGUCCAGGCAUCAGGAUGGAGACGAUCAUCCUUUAACAUUGGAUGAAAUUCUAGAUGAAACUAAUCAACUGGAUGUUGGAAAUAAAAUAAAACAGUGGCUACAAACUGAAGCAUUACAGAAUAAUCCUAAAAUAGAAUGUACAUUUGAUGGGAAAUACAUUUUUAAACCUGUAUAUAAAAUUAAAGACAAGAAAUCAUUAUUAAGAUUACUAAAGCAACAUGACUUGAAAGGUCUAGGAGGAAUAUUCCUAGAAGAUGUCCAAGAAUCUUUACCUCACUGUGAGAGAGCCCUUAAAAGUUUAGCUCAAGAAAUAUUGUACAUAACCCGACCAACUGAUAAAAAGAAAAUAUUAUUUUACAAUGACAAAACUGCUACACUAGACGUUGAUGAAGAAUUUGUUAAAUUAUGGCGUGCUACUGCCGUAGAUGCUAUGGAUGAUGCGAAAAUUGAAGAGUAUUUAGAGAAACAAGGUAUCAAAUCUAUGCAAGAUCAUGGACCUAGAAAACCCAUAGUGCCAAAGAGGAAAAAAGUCAGUCAGAAAAGAAGACAGUUCAAGAAACCUAGAGACAAUGAACAUUUAGCUGAUGUGCUCGAAACAUAUGAAGACAACACAUUAACACAGAAAGGAGUUAGUAUUAAGUGAAAUAAAUAAGAUAAAGAUCAAA
Nymphalis io (European peacock) is the source of this 985-nucleotide messenger RNA. It is a transcript of the gene TfIIEbeta, whose product is annotated as transcription initiation factor IIE subunit beta. Lineage: Eukaryota; Metazoa; Arthropoda; Insecta; Lepidoptera; Nymphalidae. Bases 85 to 963 code for a protein of 292 amino acids. Gene Ontology annotation, biological process: transcription initiation at RNA polymerase II promoter. The transcript has 6 exons. Gene Ontology annotation, cellular component: transcription factor TFIIE complex. The record is from RefSeq and is a predicted model, not a curated record.